Molecule: messenger RNA, 1119 nt
Organism: Dovyalis caffra
Lineage: Eukaryota; Viridiplantae; Streptophyta; Magnoliopsida; Malpighiales; Salicaceae
Source: the annotation of a GenBank genome assembly
AUGGCAUCCUCAAAGACAGAUAAUAGCUUAGACAUUCCUUCAGUACUUAGUGUUCAGGAGCUCAUCAAAGAGCCCAUAAUUUCAGUCCCACAGCAAUAUGUUCAUUUGGAUCAACAAAAACCAACGUUUUCUGCCUGCACUGAUCCCCUUCCAACUCUUCCCACAGUUGACUUGAACCUGUUGGUCUCGUUGGAUACCACAAAUUUGGAGCUAGAAAAGUUGCACUCCACUUGCAAAGAAUGGGGUUUCUUUCAGUCAAAGAGAUUGUUUAUACAGUUGGUGAACCAUGGAGUUAGCUCAUCACUGAUGGACAAGCUGAAACAUGAGAUUGAAGAGUUUUAUAAUCUUCCCUUAGAAGAAAAGAUGAAAUACGUGGUAAGGCCUGAUGAUUUUCAAGGGUAUGGCAAGGCCAGAUUAGAGCAAAAACUUGACUGGGGUGAUAGGUUCUAUAUGAUUACCAAUCCAAUUCAACACAGGAAGCCACACCUUUUCCCAGAGCUCCCACCAUCACUCAGGGAUACCUUGGAAUUUUACCUGCAGGAAUUGCAAAGACUUGCCAUGAAACUGCUUGGAUUUAUAGCAGAAGCUCUAAAAAUGGACUCGAAAGAGAUUGAAGAGAUGUUUGAUGAUGGGAUGCAAUCGGUGAGGAUGACAUACUAUCCUCCAUGCCCACAGCCAGAACUUGUUAUAGGCCUUAGACCUCACUCAGAUGCAACUGGCAUCACCAUCCUUAACCAACUCAAUGGUAUAGAUGGUCUUCAGGUUAAAAAGGAUGGGGUUUGGAUUCCUGUGAAAUUCAUCCCAGAUGCUCUUGUAGUGAAUGUAGGAGACAUUCUGGAGAUUCUGAGCAACGGCGUCUAUAACAGCGUUGAGCACAGGGCUACGAUAAAUUCUGAGAAAGAAAGGAUUUCAAUUGCAUUUUUUGUCAAUCCUAAAUUUGAGGCGGAGAUCGGUCCUUCGACUAGUUUAAUCAGCCCACAAAAUCCGCCGUCAUUUAGAAGGAUACGGAUGGAAAAAUAUGUUAAAGAUUUCUUCUCCCGUGAGCUUGAUUCGAAAUCGUUCUUGGAGCUCCUGAAAAUUGAAAGCACAGAAGGGGCCGCGGUGCUUGAUGGCAAUUGA